Messenger RNA from Lachancea sp. 'fantastica', 687 nucleotides. Lineage: Eukaryota; Fungi; Ascomycota; Saccharomycetes; Saccharomycetales; Saccharomycetaceae. The record is from the annotation of a GenBank genome assembly.
AUGUCUCGCAGCUUCUACGGCGAAAGUGCCGGUGGCUCAAAAUCCACGGAAGCGCCUUUGGUUCCCGAUUUCGUGACUCCUACAGACCUUACAACAACAACUUUAUCCACGGGCAAUAACAUUUACAAUUCGAAGACUUUGGACGAGUUGUUUAGCAACUGGCGUGGUAAUGCUGUGCAUAAAUACCAGAUUUACAAGUCCGAACUUGAAACACAGAAAAGUGCGGUUGCAAACGAGUACGAAAGCCUCAGAAAACACGUCUCUGAACAAAUCUUGACAGACGAGUACGAAAACACGGAACUGCUAGUUCCAACUGGUGUGCUGGCCUUGGGUGCCUUCUUCAGCGGAAGAGUGCUCAGCAAUCCCAAGAACUGGAAGGCCUCCACGUCCUUCACGAGCCGCUUGCUGACGAGUAUUCCCAGCAGAGUUCUUCUGCCCUGGACACUAGCAGGUGCGGUGUUUUCUCAACUCACGCCAGUGACUUGGUCCCAUAGCCUGCGUUCUGUGGAAAGCGAUAUUCUACCAGAAGAAUGGGUUUCACAGUACCAUCAAUUGCGGGAUUCCUUGCAUACAGAAGGUCUUGGCAGAAAAUGGAGGGAACUUAAUGACGAUUUGAACGGAUACUUGCAACAGAGGGUACGCAGUGGUCGUGAAUUUUUGAUCAACAGGCAGAAUAACAAGUCUUAG